GCCCUUUAAGGGUCGUGCAACGUCCAGUGCAGCUCGUCACUCAGUUUAAACGUCACAUGCGGAAGUAUCAACAUGGAGAACGGGAGAGAGCCUACCACGAAUUCACUUCUGAAAGAUGAGUGCUUCGCUGAUUUCCUGGCACAGGACUUUGAUGUGAAGACGUACACAGCUCAGGCUAUUCACCAUGCUGUCAUUGCUGAGCAGCUGGCCAAGCUGGCACAGGGCAUCAGUCAGCUGGACAAGGAGCUGCACAGCCAGGUUGUGGCCAGACAUGAAGACUUACUGUCUCAGGCAACUGGGAUAGAGUCCCUUGAAGGGGUCCUUCAGAUGAUGCAGACAAGAAUCAGUGCUCUGCAGGCGGCUGUUGACAGGAUCAGGACGAAGAUUGUAGACCCGUACAACAAGAUUGUGGCCCGGAUCACCCAGCUUGCCAGGCUGCAGGUGGCCUGUGACCUGCUGCGGAGGAUCAUUCGUAUCUUGUACCUGAGCAAGAGGCUCCAGGGUCAGCUACAGGGGGGCAGCAGGGAGAUCACCAAGGCUGCACAGAGCCUCAAUGAACUAGACUAUCUGUCACAAGGUGUGGAUCUGAGCGGCAUUGAGGUGAUUGAGAAUGACUUGCUGCUGAUCAGCAGAGCCAGGCUGGAGGUAGAGAACCAGGCCAAGAGACUGCUGGAGCAGGGCAUGGAGAUCCAGAAUCCGACCCAGGUUGGCACGGCCCUCCAGGUCUUCUAUAACCUGGGCAGUCUACGAGAGACCAUCAGUUCUGUAGUGGGGGGCUACAAGACCACCAUACAGGACAACAUCACUAGUGCUCUGGACAUCAAGGGCCUGACACAGCCCACCAACCCUAGAGGUGCACCAGGCAGAGCAGUGCUGCCGACACCUGGCAACACAGCAGCUUUCCGUGCUGCUCUGUGGACCAACCUGGAGAAACUGAUGGACCAGAUAUGUGCUGCGUGCAAACAGGUGCAACAUUUGCAGAAGGUCCUGAUGAAGAAGAGAGACCCUGUAACUCAUGUGUGCUUCAUCGAUGAGAUCAUCAAGGAUGGUCAGCCUGAUAUCCUCUACACCUUCUGGAAUGAUGUAACCAAGACACUUAGUGAGGAGUUUCACAGAGCAACUGAAGCUUCGUCCUUCCUAAAGCAGGCGUUUGAAGGAGAGUUUCCUAAGCUGUUGCGACUGUACAACGAGCUGUGGCGCCGCCUGCAGCAGUACAGCGCCAGCCUCCAGGGGGCGCUAACAAGCAGCGGAGGAAUGGACGCGUCUCUGGACAUCACCACCACAGACACAGACAGUCAGGACCUCUUCACACAUGGGAAACAGGACUACAACCCAGAGAAGGCUCUGAAGGACUCUCUGCAGCCAUACGAGGCAGCCUACCUCUCCAAGUCCCUGUCUCGCCUGUUUGAUCCCAUCAACCUGGUGUUCCCUAUGGGCGGCCGCAACCCGCCCUCCAACGAUGAGCUGGACAGCAUCAUCAAGACCAUCAGCAGUGAGCUGAAUGUAGCCUCAGUAGAUCCCAACCUGUCUCUGGCUGUGUCCAAGAAUGCUGCCAAGACCAUCCAACUCUUCUGUGUCAAGUCUGAACAGCUGCUGUGCACUCAGGGUGAAGCCAGUCAGGUGAUUGGUCCAUUGACAGAGGGCCAGAGGAGGAACGUUGCUGUGGUCAACUCCCUCUACCGUCUGCAGCAGGCUGUCACCAAGAUGAUUUCAGGAUUGGGGUCGUGUCCGCCAGCUGCGGCAGAGGCCAUCUCUUCUUCUUUGGAGGCAGUGCAGGUCCUGAUGAGCAGUGCAGUGCAGCCUCUUCUGCAGUCAGUGAGUGACUCCAUAGAGGCCAUCAUCAUCACGCUACACCAAGAAGACUUUUCAGGGCCUCUGUCCUGCCCUGAUAAGCCAGAUGUUCCGUGCUCCCUCUACAUGAAGGAGCUGCAGGGCUUCAUCUCCAGAGUGAUGGCCGACUACUUCAGACACUUCCAGUGUGUGGACUUCAUCUACGAGAGCACCGAGUCCAUCGCUCGGAGGGCCAUCGAGCUGUUCGUCCGCCACACCAGCCUGCUGCGCCCGCUGGGAGAGGGCGGCAAGAUGAGGCUGGCGGCUGACUUUGCCCAGAUGGAGCUGGCAGUGGCUCCUCUGUGCAGGAGAGUGUCUGAUUUGGGGAAACCUUACAGGAUGCUGCGCUCCUUCAGGCCACUGCUGUUUCAGACCAGCGAGCUGGUAGCCAGCAGUCCUGCUGUGGGGGACCUGAUCCCCUACAGCACCCUGCUGCACUUCUUCUUUACCAGAGCCCCCCCGGAGCUCAAGUCUCCUCACCAGAGAGCCGAGUGGUCCAUCGCCCGUUACUCCCAGUGGCUGGAUGAUCAUCCCUCUGAGAGAGACAGGCUCACUCUCAUCAGGGGUGCUCUGGAGGCCUAUGUGCAGUCAGUGAGGUCUCGGCAGGGGAAGGAGUUUGCUCCCAUCUAUCCCAUCAUGCUCCAGCUGUUACAGAGAGCCACCAGCGGCUCACAGGAGGUCCGAGGCUGAGGAGCUGUCUGACAGAACAGCAAGUAGCAUGUUAGACGCUAUGUGAAGGCAGAGGAUGUUGGAAUCAGGUUCAACUCCAUAGUUCAUCAUGCCUCCUUUAUUAUUUAUGACUAUAGCAGCUAUAUUCCAGCUAAAAAGUGAUUAUUUUUACUUUUACAAUUCUGACUAAAUCAAGGGACUUUGUUCUGGAGGACACACGGAGAUUUGAUACGGAAGUUGUUUUCUAAUUCUAAAGGACAGUCAUUUAUCUUGAGUAACCAAAACUGAAUAUUAUAAAACUUGUUCAUUAUAACAGAACUACCAAACUGUAGUUUAAGAAUUAUUGAAAUUUUACAUCUGUAAAAAUGACCAAGCUGGUAUGAUCUCUGUGAGCUGGGACUCGAUCAAAGACUGUUUGCUGUUAGUUUAAAGGCUUUGUGAACCUCACAGGGAUAAAUAUGGCUAUCUUUUCCAAGAACUGUAAAAAACAUUUCUAUUGUCCAGUGAUUUUAACUCAGCUUUCUCCAGAUGCUGCUGUACACAUGUAAGUGACUCAUGUGUAUAUACACAAGUUAUGUUUAGUUCAUCAAUGACUCUUGAGAAUAAAUGGGGAGAUGUU
Messenger RNA from Sander lucioperca (pikeperch), 3118 nucleotides. RefSeq names its product component of oligomeric golgi complex 5 (gene cog5). Gene Ontology annotation, biological process: intra-Golgi vesicle-mediated transport. Gene Ontology annotation, cellular component: COG complex. Bases 73 to 2520 code for a protein of 815 amino acids. NCBI's taxonomy places the organism in Eukaryota, Metazoa, Chordata, Actinopteri, Perciformes, Percidae. The transcript has 22 exons. The record is from RefSeq and is a predicted model, not a curated record.